UCAUUUUGGCUUUGUUUAAUUUAAGGCCCGGUUUUGAUUUAGAUUAUUAAACAUAUUAUUGCCAUUGAUUUAAAAUAAGUGGUCUAAGCAAUAUAAUAAGAAAAUAUAAGGAAAAUGGUUUUUCGAAGCGUGGAGCAAAUAUCUAGCCAUUUUUGUGAAAUUGUUAGGCUGGAGCUCUAUAGUGAAUUGAACGAGAAAAUUGACAUUGUGCCAUCGUCAAAAGUGGUUUUCGCCCAAAUGCCACUAUCAACACAUGGUUACACGCUAAAAUACUAUCUAGGACCAAAUUACCCUCCUCUCCUCUUCUUCCUCCCUCCAACAUCAUUAGCUCUCGCCGGCGGCAACAAUGCCACCAUCGGCAGCGGCGUGGGCAGGAUGGCAACGGCCACAUCUGCCUCUGCCUCCUCCGCCGCGGCGUUCGGCGCCAAAACCCCACGCCUGGGCCCGAGCCCGAGCCCCAUAUCCACAUUCGCGAGGCCUCCUCUCGCGCCUCGGCCGCCGGCAGGCUCCACGCCAGCCUCCACCUCGACGGCGCGAGCGGGAGUGCGAGCGCCACGGGCAGUAGCAGCCGGAGACGAUGUCGUAGCCGCGCCGCGGCCGCUCCGCCUCGCGCUCCUCCUCGGGAUCCUCCUCUCGCUCGCAGUCCCGCUUCGUCUCCUCGGGCUCCGGCUCGUCCCGAUUGCGCUCCCACUCCUACUCCUUCUCGUCGUCGUCGUCCCCUUCACGGAGCCGCUCCCCACCCGCUGCCAAGGCCAGGUGACAUCCCCCGCCUCUCCCCCACCCCCACGAUACCAUCUGCUUGUCCUGCGCAAUCGAUUGUGCCGUCAACGGUGCAAUGUGGCCGCCGGCGAGAGCUGAUAGUGAUGGAGGGAGGAAGAAGAGGAGAAGAGGGCGAUUUGGUCCGAGGUAAUAUUUUAGCGUGUAACCGUGUAUUGACAGUGGUAUUUUAUCGAAUCCAUUUUGUAGGGUGGUAUUUGGGCAAAACCCACUUUUAAUGAUGGCAUAAUGUUAAUUUUCUCGAAUUGAACGGACAGUGCAAUGGUCCACUCAAUUUGUUCCACAUUUGGCUUAAUUUUGUUUUAUCGUUUAACGAAAAUGAAAUAUGGCCAUAACUUGGUGACAUUGGGACAAUUUCUUCUACUUUGGUCGGCUUCUUUACAUUUUC
Oryza sativa Japonica Group (Japanese rice) is the source of this 1165-nucleotide messenger RNA. The record is from RefSeq and is a predicted model, not a curated record. Lineage: Eukaryota; Viridiplantae; Streptophyta; Magnoliopsida; Poales; Poaceae.